AUGAGUCCCUUCCAGAUCAUCUAUCGCAAGGCGUGCCACCACCCGGUGAAAAUUGAGCAUAGAGCCUAUUGGAAAGUUAAGCAGUGUAACAUGGAUUUCUCCAAGGCGGGUAUAGCCAGAAAAUUACAACUGGAAGAGCUUGAAUGUCUUAGGAACAAGGCAUAUGAGAAUGCUCGAAUCUAUAAGGAAAAGACUAAGGCAUUUCAUGAUCACCAUAUCCGGAAGAAGGAUUUUCAAGAGGGUGAUGAGGUUCUACUCUACAACUCGAGGCUCAAAUUUAUGCCCGGGAAGCUCCGUUCAAGAUGGGAAGGACCCUUCAAGAUGAAGGAGGUAAAGCCCUAUGGAGGGGUGGAAUUGUUUGACUCCCGAAGCGAUGCAACUUUCAAGAUUGCAUUUAUCUUGGUAUGGAUGAUUUGA
Messenger RNA from Arachis ipaensis, 417 nucleotides. RefSeq lists its product as uncharacterized. The record is from RefSeq and is a predicted model, not a curated record. NCBI's taxonomy places the organism in Eukaryota, Viridiplantae, Streptophyta, Magnoliopsida, Fabales, Fabaceae.